UGCAAAUAAAGUGAGAUGGGAUUGUGGUCGGCGUAUAAAAUGCCGAACAUUUAUAAAAUCAGCGGGAUGAGCCGGAUACUUAUGCUCAUUGCUUACUGUGCGCUUAGUACUGCUCAAAUGCUUUAUGUGGGCGACUUUUGUGAUUUUGCUGGUUACGAUGGCACAUGCCUGGAAGCUAGCAAGUGUACUGAUUUGGAGUUCAUUAUGGAUUCAAUGGGUUUGGAAAGCUACAACGUGGGCCGCUGUGACUUUACGAUUACAGAGGAGAUAAUAUGUUGCCCAAAAUGGCCAACACCAGUACAAACCCCACCAGAACUUCCCAACGCAUAUAUCGAUCUAUCCCAACGGCCUAAGCCACAACCAGACACUGUGUUUAAUCCCAAUUCUAUUGCCAUCACUACAAAUACACCAAUGAUUUUGAAUCAAAAUAGCAACAAUAAUCAAGCUGGAAAUGUACUUAAUGUAGGUGAAGUGAAUGGAAACUCUGCUCCACUUGGAAAUGCCAACAAUAACGGUUUCUCCAAUACACAUCCAGUGUCGAAUGUGAAUGGCAAUCCUGUUAACAAUAAAAAUGAAAGACUUGAUGCUAUUUUUAGUGGCAACCCUAGACAACAAGGACAUGGACUUAAUGUAGGGGAAGUGAAUGGAAACGGUUUCUCCAAUACACAUCCAGUGUCGAAUGUGAAUGGCAAUCCUGUUAGCAAUGAAAAUGAAAGACUUGAUGCUAUAUUUAGUGGCAACCCUAGACAACAAGGACAUGGAUUUAAUGUAGGGGAAGUGAAUGGAAACGGUUUCUCCAAUACAAAUCCAGUGUCGAAUGUGAAUGGAAAUCCUGUUAACAAUGAAAAUGAAAGACUUGAUGCUAUAUUUAGUGGCAACCCUAGACAACAAGGACAUGGAUUUAAUGUAGGGGAAGUGAAUGGAAACGGUUUCUCCAAUACACAUCCAGCGUCGAAUGUGAAUGGCAAUCCUGUUAGCAAUGAAAAUGAAAGACUUGAUGCUAUAUUUAGUGGCAACCCUAGACAACAAGGACAUGGAUUUAAUGUAGGGGAAGUGAAUGGAAACGGUUUCUCCAAUACAAAUCCAGUGUCGAAUGUGAAUGGAAAUCCUGUUAACAAUGAAAAUGAAAGACUUGAUGCUAUAUUUAGUGGCAACCCUAGACAACAAGGACAUGGAAUUAAUGUAGGGGAAGUGAAUGGAAACGGUUUCUUCAAUACAAAUCCAGUGUCGAAUGUGAAUGGAAAUCCUGCUAACAAUGAAAACGAAAGGCUUGAUGAUAUUUUUAGUGGCAACCCUAGACAACCUGGAAAUGGUCUUAAUGUAGGCAAAGUGAAUGGAAACUCUGCUCCACUUGGAAAUGGCAACAAUAACGGUUUCUCCAAUACAAAUCCAGUGUCGAAUGUGAAUGGAAAUCCUGUUAACAAUGAAAAUGAAAGACUUGAUGCUAUAUUUAGUGGCAACCCUAGACAACCUGGAAAUGGUCUUAAUGUAGGCAAAGUGAAUGGAAACUCUGCUCCACUUGGAAAUGGCAACAACAACGGUUUCUCCAAUACAAAUCCAGUGUCGAAUGUGAAUGGAAAUCCUGUUAACAAUGAAAAUGAAAGACUUGAUGCUAUAUUUAGUGGCAACCCUAGACAACAAGGACAUGGAAUUAAUGUAGGGGAAGUGAAUGUAAACGGUUUCUCCAAUACAAAUCCAGUGUCGAAUGUGAAUGGAAAUCCUGUUAACAAUGAAAAUGAAAGACUUGAUGCUAUAUUUAGUGGCAACCCUAGACAACCUGGAAAUGGUCUUAAUGUAGGCAAAGUGAAUGGAAACUCUGCUCCACUUGGAAAUGGCAACAAUAACGGUUUCUCCAAUACAAAUCCAGUGUCGAAUGUGAAUGGAAAUCCUGUUAACAAUGAAAAUGAAAGACUUGAUGCUAUAUUUAGUGGCAACCCUAGACAACCUGGAAAUGGUCUUAAUGUAGGCAAAGUGAAUGGAAACUCUGCUCCACUUGGAAAUGGCAAUAAUAAAGGUUUCUUCAAUACACAUCCAGCGUCGAAUGUGAAUGGCAAUCCUGUUAACAAUGAAAAUGAAAGACUUGAUGCUAUAUUUAGUGGCAACCCUAGACAACCUGGAAAUGGUCUUAAUAUAGGCAAAGUGAAUGGAAACUCUGCUCCAUUUGGAAAUGGCAACAAUAACGGUUUCUCCAAUACCCAUCCACUGUCGAAUGUGAAUAGCAAUCCUGUUAACAAUGAAAAUGAAAGACUUGAUGGUAUUUUUAGUGGCAACCCUAGACAACCUGGGAAUGGACUUAAUAUAGGGGAAGUGAAUGGAAACUCUGCUCCAUUUGGAAAUGGCAACAAUAACGGUUUCUCCAAUACAAAUCCAGUGCCGAAUGUGAAUGGCAAUCCUGUUAACAAUGAAAACGAAAGACUUGAUGCUAUAUUUAGUGGCAACCCCAGACAACCUGGAAAUGGUCUUAAUGUAGGGGAAGUGAAUGGAAACUCUGCUCCAUUUGGAAAUAGCAACAAUAACGGUUUCUCCAAUACAAAUCCAGUGUCGAAUGUGAAUGGCAAUCCUGUUAACAAUGAAAAUGAAAGACUUGAUGAUAUUUUUAGUGGCAACCCUAGACAACCUGGAAAUGGACUUAGUGAAGGGAUAUGGAAUGGACACUCUGCUCCAUUGGGAAAUGCCAACAAUAACGGUUUCUCCAAUACACAUCCAGUGUCGAAUGUGAAUGGCAAUCCUGUUAACAAUGAAAAUGAUAGACUUGAUGCUAUUUUUAGUGGCAACCCUAGACAACCUGGUCUUAAUGUAGGCAAAGUGAAUGGAAACUCUACUCCACUUGGAAAUGGCAACAACAACGGUUUCUCUAAUACAAAUCCAGUGUCGAAUGUGAAUGGCAAUCCUGCUAACAAUGAAAACGAAAGGCUUGAUGAUAUUUUUAGUGGCAACCCUAGACAACCUGGAAAUGGACUUAGUGAAGGGAUAUGGAAUGGACACUCUGCUCCACUUGGAAAUGCCAACAAUAACGGUUUCUCCAAUACACAUCCAGUGCCGAAUGUGUAUGGCAAUCCUGUUAACAAUGAAAACGAAAGACUUGAUGCUAUAUUUAGUGGCAACCCCAGACAACCUGGAAAUGGUCUUAAUGUAGGGGAAGUGAAUGGAAACUCUGCUCCAUUUGGAAAUAGCAACAAUAACGGUUUCUCCAAUACAAAUCCAGUGUCGAAUGUGAAUGGCAAUCCUGUUAACAAUGAAAAUGAAAGACUUGAUGAUAUUUUUAGCGGCAACCCUAAACAACCUGGAAAUGGACUUAGUGAAGGGAUAUGGAAUGGACACUCUGCUCCACUUGGAAAUGGUAACAAUAACGGUUUCUCCAAUACAAAUCCAGUGCCGAAUGUGAAUGACAAACCUGUUAACAAUGAACUACUAAAUGCCAUAUUCGGUGAUAACGCUGCACAGUUUGACAAUGGUUACAAUAAAGCUGAAAGGCUGGGACAGCCUAUUUCGGUCGUAAAUGCAAACAGGAUCUUCAAUGCAUCUCCAACGGCUAAUGCAGCAAUACUUAACGAAAAUAUUAGAGAUGGAGAUGCAUUCUUAAAUGCCAUACUCAAUGGUAAUCUAAAUAAAUUUCUUAGCCCAACAGCGGGUGCAAAAGAAAAUGCAGGAAUAAAUGGACAAAUUCCGCGACACUCUAUUCGUAAUGACCAAGUAAGAAUGGGCUCAAGUUUAAAUAGGAGUCCCAUAUCAAAUGAAAGAACAAAAAAUGUAUUUUUGAAAAGUCGAAAUUCAUUCAAUAAUGGACAAUUUGAGUUGUGGAAACAUAAAAGGUUUGAAGAAACUCUACACCGUAGAAAGCAACCACAACAUCAACGAGGUAGAAAGAAUGCUAGGCCACAAUCAACGCGGCAUAAACGCACGCGAAACCAUAAUUGAGUAAGCACAAAUUACUUCUUUAUAUUUGUGUUUUCCUGAAUCAUUCAAAGAUAAAUGAAAUGCUUUUAAAUUUGUUUAAAUUUCUUAGAUAUAUAUAUAUAUAUAUAUAUAUCAAUAUAAACUUAAAUAAAAAUAAAUAUUAUUGAAAGCAAGUUAUUGAUAAAAAUUUAAUCGUUCUUCUUAACCAACAUUUUUCGUUUUAUUAAUACAUAUAUAAUAUUUUUAUUUUAUUAAUAUAUAUUUUGAUGUUCAGCAUUAAAUGUAGAUAUGUAGCAUACAAAAAAUGAAAUUGUUUAUGUCGAACUUCCCUUUGUGUUGUUGUUGCGAUGUGUUAUUUAUGCGAUUUUUUAUGCGUUAUAAGUAAUUUUUUGGGUUAAAUUGAAAUUCGCUGAUAAGAAAGUCACUCUGUCAUAAGUUUAUCAAUUUCUUUUUGUACACUAAUUUUAAAUAAAUUUUAUAAAUAAAUUUGCAAAACGUUUCAAUGUUGUUGGUAAUGAAGAAUUAUUAAACGAAUUCAUAUGAAAUCGAGAGUAUUUUAACGAUUUUUAGGAAUUUCCAUAUCAAUAUUUGAAAGCGGCAAUAAAUUCCAAAGCUCUGUCCGUGCUUUUGGCUUCUAUUUUUUUUUUUUAUUCUCAUUAUUGUUUUAUUGCUAGAAUAGUAUGGUCGCAAGAUCAAUUCACAUUUCAAGACGAGUCAUCCAAUAUUAAACCAUAAGAGAACAAGAGCGGUGCGAUCUGUCCGGGGUCGGAUAAUAUUAGGGUAAAAGCUCCAUGGCUUUACCGUUGCCUUUUCGAUACCGUUGUGACCAGUCAUUCAUACGAGUAUAAGUUUCAACACGUAGCUGAAGCAAUUACUAAACAAAUGAUAAACAUUCCUUGAGUAGCCUUGAGUUAGAUUAUAAAAAUCGAUGAAAUUUGUACAUUAUUAACUGUUAACGACUUUUUGUGAGAUUUUAAGCUAAGCUUCUAUAUAUUGUUGAAUACGCUAAUGAAAACCGUUUGUAGCGCCAACACUGCUUACAGCUGUCUUAAAUGCUACCUACUUGUAUUUACACUAGCUCUCUCUCUCUCUCUCUCUCGAACUUGACAAUUAAUUCAAGAUUACUGUCACUUCUGAGCCGGUCUUAUCUGCUCAUCAUAUAUGCAUAUAAAUAUUUAAUUUUGUCUGCGCUCGAUCUCGACACGACGAUUCUCAAAGUGACGUAAAAAGUGCGAAUACAAAAUCAAUGCAUAAGUUUGGCUCUCCAGCAGCAAAGUCAUAGUUGAGAUUGAGCAGUGUUUACUAGCUGAAUGAAUGUAGUAGUUUUCUGAUUAAAUGCUAUAUUGUAAGCGAUACAUAUUUCAUACGAUUUUAGGAGUUAUGUUGUGCUAAAAAAUAUAAAAAAUAAAAAUAUUUGAAAGAAGAUGGAAUAAAUGGAAAAUUUGUGAUUUUCUUGCAAUUUAAAAGUAGAAAAAAAUAAUAAUUUUAGUGAUAAAGAGUUUCAAGAACUUCAAGAAAAAUUAAUUUGAAACCCAGUUUCAUUCGUGACGAAGCGCAAUUUUAAAUAUUUAGCACGACAGUAAAAUUGUAAAGAUUAUUUAUGUAGAUUUCCAAAUCCAAUAAAGUCUACACUGUAAAUUCUUUUUAUACUACGAUUUCUUGGCCUACCUUUUGCUACAUUUUCGUGGAGCAGCGUGUUCAGAGCUCAGAGAGUUUGUGCUCACCAGCCAGUGCUGGCUUAGCUGUGGCGUGUGGCUGAACAAAAAUUCACCGCACAUUAGUUCUAGUUGCUAGAAUAUUGUUUCGGUAGAAAAUUGAGUACAAUAAUUAUAAAUAAAAUCUCAAAAAAAAAAAAUUGUAAUUUUUAAUCACGUGACCACAUCAAAAAGUUCAGUGAUAUUUUUGUUUAAUUUUAUUUUUAUUUUUAUGCAAUUUACAUAUAAACCGAAAAUAAACAGUUUGUGUCAAACAAAAAAAAAUCGCAAAACCGGAUGGACAACUGUUGAAUACGCGCGAAAAACGCAGCACAGCACACAAAUCUGUAAUCAACUUAAGCAAUAAAAGCAACGAAACAAAAUAAAGCACAAAAAACAAUAACAACAAAAACACAAGCAGUGUCAAAUAGUGCAUCCAUACAUAUACAUAUGUACAUGAAGUGUCAAUGGCAAAGUGAUAAGACUGAAAGCGCAAUUGAAACAAGUGGAAUAUAUAUAUAUAUAAAAUAUAUUUAAAUAGAACUACUAUCUAUACUGUGCAAUAUAUAUACGUCUAUACAUAUAUAAAAGUUGUCUGUGUAUUUAGGACGCAAAAAGUUACUCGCAAAAACAAUUUUUCAGCGAGGCUUAGUAUUGACGCAUUACUCUGUGGAACAGUAUAUGACAAAGGGUCACCGGAGACGCUGGGUUGUCUGAGGAGUAUUGGGCACUAAAAUAAAAAAAAAAAUAAAAUAAAAACAAACAUUAAAAUUAAAA
Zeugodacus cucurbitae (melon fly) is the source of this 6368-nucleotide messenger RNA. RefSeq lists its product as uncharacterized. The coding region runs from base 16 to 3918 and encodes 1300 amino acids. NCBI's taxonomy places the organism in Eukaryota, Metazoa, Arthropoda, Insecta, Diptera, Tephritidae. The record is from RefSeq and is a predicted model, not a curated record. The transcript has 5 exons.